This is a messenger RNA of Numida meleagris (helmeted guineafowl), 923 nucleotides long. RefSeq names its product t-complex-associated-testis-expressed 3 (gene DYNLT2). Gene Ontology annotation, biological process: microtubule-based movement. The coding region runs from base 49 to 573 and encodes 174 amino acids. Gene Ontology annotation, cellular component: cytoplasm; cytoplasmic dynein complex. The transcript has 4 exons. The record is from RefSeq and is a predicted model, not a curated record. Lineage: Eukaryota; Metazoa; Chordata; Aves; Galliformes; Numididae. Gene Ontology annotation, molecular function: dynein intermediate chain binding.
CCUCGGCCGCUCCUUUCUUGGGGAAAGCGGCGCCGCGGGCCGGCAGCCAUGGAGGAGUCCUCCGGCGUAUCGAAGCUCUCCCCCACCGCCGCCCACAAGCUAGCAAGGCGGCGAACGAGCGUGUGGGUGAAGGGAAAGAUAAAGCUAUCAAAUGUUGAAGGCUUAACUCCUAUGAAAGAAGAGUGUUUCAGUGUUUCAUCAAAAACUACUGCAAAAAUAAAAUAUCUUAAUACAUACAGACUAGAGCCAUAUAAUAAAUUUCAGGAUCAGUUAGUAAGAGACAAAGCUGAAGCAAUACUAACGAAUAAACUUCAACAAACCAGAUAUGAUGCAGAUUCUAGUCCGUCCUUGUGUGCUUUAAUCUCUGAAGAAAUAUUAACAGCUACAAAGGAGAUGGGCUUUGACCGUUAUAAGUAUGUGGUAACAGUGCUAAUUGUGGAAAAGGCAGGUCAAGCAAUAAAUGUUGCCAGUAGAUGGGUCUGGGAUGUUCAAAGAGACACGUGGAUUUCAGCUAAAUACGAAACCGAAACAUUUAUUGCGCUGGCUUUGAUAAUGGCUUGUUAUUAUGAGUGAUACUCCCAGGAAGAUACACCUGCUUUGGUGCAGCACAGUACUUGGUGUGUUUGAAAAUUUUCAGAACAUCCAUCUACCAACAGCAUCAGUAAAAAAAUCUAGCACUAAAAUAACAAAGCUGACGUGAUAGUUGAGAUAAUUUUGGCCACUGUUCUGUUUUUUUUUUUUUAAAAAAACUUCUGAAAUGUGUAUGGUUGAGUACAUAUGGGCUUCAUCUGUUGUAGCACUCUGCUGUGAAAGUCAAAGCAACUGGUGAAAAGCCAAACUUCAGAAAAUGUUGGAUGUUGCUUGUCUGUUGCGUGCCUUGAGUUGUUACUGAAUGUUUACAAUAAAUUGUAGGUAGCAGUUUU